Thunnus maccoyii (southern bluefin tuna) is the source of this 5472-nucleotide messenger RNA. RefSeq names its product frizzled related protein (gene frzb). Gene Ontology annotation, biological process: canonical Wnt signaling pathway; non-canonical Wnt signaling pathway. Gene Ontology annotation, cellular component: cytoplasm. Lineage: Eukaryota; Metazoa; Chordata; Actinopteri; Scombriformes; Scombridae. Gene Ontology annotation, molecular function: Wnt-protein binding. The record is from RefSeq and is a predicted model, not a curated record. The transcript has 8 exons. Bases 224 to 1168 code for a protein of 314 amino acids.
AAGAGGAGGAGGUGAAAGUCUGAAUAAGAAAGCAGCUCCUCCCGCUUCCUCGAGCUGCCUGCAGACCGGACAGCAGCAGCAGAAAAGCACCCAUCAGCAUAAAAAUCACGUCUUUAUUUGGAUUUAACUCGCCGUGACUAACCGAGACUUCACCGGAGCACCGACAGCGCUGCCGUGACUUCAGAGUCCCGUCUCUGAACAGAACCCUCCUGACCGGACCGACAUGCUCUCCCCAGGACUCUCUGUGUCUCUGCUGGCCGUGUCCUGCGCGCUGUGGCCGGCUGCAGUCCGCGCGGCGUCCUGCGAGCCGGUGCGGAUCCCGCUGUGCCGGUCCAUGCCGUGGAACAUGACCAAGAUGCCCAACCACCUCCACCACAGCACGCAGGACAACGCGGUGCUGGCCAUCGAGCAGUUUGAAGGGCUGCUGGGUACUGGCUGCAGUCCGGAUUUGCUCUUCUUCCUGUGUGCCAUGUAUGCUCCCAUCUGCACCAUCGACUUCCAGCAUGAGCCCAUCAAACCCUGUAAGGCUGUGUGCGAGCGUGCAAAGAUCGGCUGUGAGCCGGUGAUGAAGCGCUACAACCACAGCUGGCCCGACAGCCUGGCCUGCAACGAGCUGCCACUGUACGACCGCGGAGUCUGCAUCUCACCUGAGGCCAUCGUCAAGGCAGAGGGACCAGAUCCAUACUACCAGGACCCAACCAGGUGUAACCCAGAAUCCAGUCCAGACUUUCCCAUGGACUCCAACAACCUCCACUGCAGAGGACCCAAUGGAGAUCGCUGUAGAUGUAAGGUGGUCAAAAUGGGUUUGAAAACCUACCUGAAGAACAACUACAACUAUGUGAUCAGGGCGAGGGUGAGGGAGGUGAGGAAUCGUGGUCUGGAGCCUACAGCAGUGGUGGAGGUGAAGGAGGUGCUCAAGUCUUCUCUGGUCAACAUUCCCAAGGAGACGCAGACACUCUACUACUCUUCCUCCUGUCUGUGUCCUACUCUUUCUCCCGGGGAGGAGUACCUCAUUAUGGGCUACGAGAAUGAGGAGACAUCCAGGUUGCUCCUGAUUGACGGCUCCAUUGCUCAAAAGUGGAGGGACAAAAUGGCCAGGAAGGUCAAGAGGUGGGAUCUGAUCCUGCAGGGGAAAGGCCGACAAGGUCCGCGCCGGAGUCGCCACUGAGAUCUGACUGCGUGUGUGUGUGUUUGAGUGUGUGGUCUGUCAUAGGCUACUUUCGGACUAAUUUCAGACUAAAGACCAGUUAAUUGGGGACAGCUUGUCCAGUUGGAGACAAAAGCCGUGCCCCCAAUUGGGAAAAAGCUGAUUUUUGGGUCAGUCGUUAAGGUUAGGGUAAGAGUUAGGGUUAGGCAAGUAGUGGUUAUAGUUAGGAUUAGGCUAAGUUUCCAGGAAAUUAAUGUAAGUCUAUGUAAUGUCCCCAGAAGUGACCUAGGACAGUGUAUGUGUGUGUGCGUGCGUGCGCGUGUGCAUGUGCAUGUGCGGGUGCGUGUGUGUGUGUGUGUGUGUGUGUGUGUGUGUGUAGAUAUUGCACUAUCACAAGCUGUUGUAGCUGAAUGUAGUUCAUCUCUUCAUAUAUCAGACUGGUUAGAGCCUGAUUUUUGCCAUUUAUUAUCUUUGCACAAACAUAAUUUAGUGUGCGUUUAGUGUGUGCGUUUGUCAGUGUGUGUGUUUGUCAGUGUGUGUGUGUGUGUGUGCGUGUGUGCGUGUUGUGUUGUGUUGGUGUGUGUACACCUUAAGCACUCAAUAAAGACAAGAGAGAGGGUGGAGCUUCUAAACUGUAGUACUAAACCUACACACAGCCAUACAGUAUGUACAUGACACUUUUUUGGAACAAAUUUGUUUUCAGUGUUGGCCACGUUGGCUCCACAGCUCCUCUCCAUGGUUACAGUAUCUAUUAAUCCUGAAUGUUGGCCAUGUUGUCAUGUUAAUUUGUUGGAGGACAUUUAAAUGACCAUGAAAACCAUUUGGAUUUUGACAUUUGGACUACGAUAGAUCUGUAGCCACCUGAACUUUACAGAACUCCACAGAAGAGGAAAGAAUAUUCAUGCUUUGUUCAGACAGCAUCAAGACCAACAGCAACAACAGUAACAACAGCAGCAGCAGCAGAAUAUGGGCAGACAGAGAGUUGACUUACUUCUUCAGUAUUGGUGGAUCCAGCGCCUCCUCUGGUCUCAAUGUCUGACGACAACAGAAAACAACUAAUGUCUGUGUUACAAACUAUUUUCCAUCAAUCACAAAUUGCUGGACACAAAUUCAGUAUACUGUGGGAGGAGUGUGGAGUGUGCCACUGGAAUAAUUAGACUUUUUGUGUUUGGGUACGAUCAAUCAUUAAGUUGAUCAAUUUAAAAAAGUAAAAUUUAAACAUUUUGUUGCUGCUCUGUGGAUUGGACCAAAAUUUCAAAUGCGAAACAAAAUGUUGAAUUGAAUAUGAUAGAUUGUUAUAUAUACUUGAAAAUUAAAUAAAACAUUUUAAAAGUUAUUAAUUAUCAAUUUUGAAAUUGCAUUUUAAAAUUAUUUAAUCAUUUAAAACAAUAGGAAAAGAAUUAUUAACUAACAAAUCAAAUGAUUUUUUAAAAUCAUCAUUUAAAUGGAAAAUGUAUUAAGUUAGAACACUGGCACACUCCAGACACCAUAUAAACACAUAUAUUUUGCUAUUUUGAUGUGAUAUCUUUCCUGUUGGAUAUUGGGGAGGGAUAUAAUGGUGGUGGAAAAGGUACGGUCACAUUACUCUUCUAUACUAUGAAUAUUCGCUCUGACUCCCAUUCACUUCUGUUGAAAUCUACACAAAAUUAAGGAUGCAUUUCCUGUUUUGGUAUAAUCUCCUGCUAGUUCCGGCAGACUUGCAGUUCAGAGUUCAUCUUUGGUUGUGAGUUUUUGGUGAUGGUCAGCCAAAAUAGUAACCACGCUGAUCAGUAUUAUUACCCGCAUUGUAUCCGUGACAUCAACUCCAACAGAAGACUAAUGUGACGGUACCAUAACACUACGUGAAGACCCACUGGAAACAAGAAAAUCCAGUGACACUGCCUUUUUCAUUACCUGCAUGUUGCUAUGGGCAUGUCAACGUUGGGAAGCAUAUUAAGUAUUGUGGCAUGCAUUGUGUAAAUAUGCAACCUAGCACUUUCUCCAACAAUUUUAUGAUAUAUCAUACAAAAAAGGAAUUCCAGAAACUGCAAUAUGAUCUCAACACCAAGUGCAAUGUACAUUGGCCAUGCCUUGAUAUGCAUUGCACACACCUACAGACAGAAGGUGUAGUCGAGGUAUGGUAUAUGGGAUAUGAUAUUUGGGGAGUGAAUGUUAUACAAUUACUGAUGUAUAGUGCCUCGUCAAGACGCUGCCUAUGUGGGGGCUUACAUUGAAAAUAAUAGGUAUGAACGUUUUGACCUGACUUCCCUUUUUCUUUGUCGGUGACAUGUCAAAGUGAAGUUUGCCUCAUUUGCAAUUGAUUGCAAACCUGAUUUAACCCUCUCUUCUCUUGUGUCAUGGCUCAGUCCCACCACUUUGUAGAAUAGGAAUUUUUUUAAUGGGAUGAGAUUCACUUUCAUUCUAUAGAAAAUGAAUGCAAGCAGAAAUCUUUUUUCACACUGCAGCAGCUGGUCUUCACCGUUACAAAUGAGCUCUGAGAACUGUCCAACAAGCUCUGUUAUCAGGAAGAAACCAGGCGAGACAUUCAUAAUGAAUACAAAGAAGUUAUUUAGAAGGGAUUUUCACAGCAGACAUUUUGACUUGUCAUAAAAGGAAAGGCACAGGUGUUACUAAUAACAGUGUGACAGUGAGCCAGCAUGCACAUUAGCAAGUCCGAGAAACCAAAGCAGUUGAUAGAAUUCAGUCAUUUUAUUAUUUACAUCUGUGCUUUUCCCACCUUGACAUGUCUUCUGUGAAAAAUGCCUUAUAGCAAGUCCUUUUACAUUUCAUUGCAACUUUAAAAAGCAGACUGGAGUUCCUGCUGUCUGAGCAUUUGCCUCGGAUAAACAAACAGUACUCUCAUUAUUGCACAGUAACUCUGUUCAUGUAAAUACACUAAUACUCAAUGCUACCCUACUCUUAUCAGUAAACUAUACUAACACUCCGAUAUUUUGAACUCUGGACCCUUCACAGUAGUUUGAACCAUUAAACAUGAAUUUAGACAACAUGAUCAAAGUUAAAAUCUGUGGGUGUUUGUCUCUGGAUGGUCAAAGGUCAACAGUCUCACUGUCAAGGCUGGUUCCAACCAUGAAAUGGGACCCAAUUGUGCUUACCUUCCUUUACCGUUAGACCAUAAAAACUGCAACCGAUGUAAAAUAUCCAGAAAACAACUUUGUAAUACAGUGUGCCAAGACAACUGGUUGCACUUAAGGGAAACUCUUGAGGGACCACUACAGCGUUGUCAGAUCAGCUGUGAUAUACUGCCCGAUUAAAAAUUUCCUUAAAGGCAGCAAAAGCCACAUAAACAAUAAUGAUGUGAUUACUGAUGUAAACAGCUGGCUGCUAAGCCCUUUAAUCAGUUAUUAUAUUAUUAUAUACUACCUAUGUAGUUUUCUAUCAAGUACAACUUGAACAUGCAACAAACUGACUUGAAGAUAGCAGAGGUGGAAAAUACAAAUCAAUUUGAUUUGAAAAGUUUAGUUCAGUUUAAAGAUUGAUAGUUUACUUUUUCCUGAGCUAAGCAAUCACAUUACCAUUCCAAUGCACUUCAGUACUUAUAUCAGCAAAUGAGCAUAUUACAGUUUGUAACACCCCGAAGUUUCACACAAAUUCAGACUCCAUGUGCAAGGGAAACAAUGGAAGUCACGCGUGAGUACUUUGCAAAAUAUUUUUUGGCAUUCUGCUUAGUUUUCGAGUCUCAAAGCUGUGCAGUGUGUUCCUAUAGGUUAAAAUAUUAAAAGUCAUGGACAUGAUGGCAUGUAAAACCUUUAGGUCUGUAUGUCACUUUCACAUUCAACAAGUCUGGUGUUCACCCUUUUUGAGAAGGAAUCUCAAAAAUGCCAUUGAAUCUAACCACAAUAGACUUAAUUUUCCUGCAAUACUUUUCAUAUUAUAAUCUUCAGUAUAAUUACAGAUUAUUAGUAAUUACAACAUGACUGUAAAUGUAGGCCUACUCUUGUUGUUGAAUUAACUCAAUAUUGAAAUCCAAAUGUCGCUGCACACUCCAAGAUCAGAUGCUAACAGAUAUAAAAUAAAUUUUUCUGCAGCUGUCAUCAUGGUGAAUGCAAGUAGCUUGCUGCUGAUGUGCUGGUUAUCCCAAAGUCUUUUGUCAUCUAAAUUCGAGAGGUUUCUGUGACAAUUUGCUCAAAUCUACUUCACCAAUCUAACAUAUACCUCAACACGCCAGGUGUGUAUUUGCUCAUUUUUGCAGUCACAUUCCAACUAUUGUCCAACUACUUUUGCUUGUUUACAACUACACCUGCCAGCAGCAUGUUACAAAGUCUUAAUUUAGUUUAAUACUGUAUUUCAUUCAAUAAACUUACCUGUCUUCUUCUGUAGUCACAUCA